Molecule: messenger RNA, 2895 nt
Organism: Heterocephalus glaber (naked mole-rat)
Lineage: Eukaryota; Metazoa; Chordata; Mammalia; Rodentia; Bathyergidae
Source: RefSeq, a predicted model, not a curated record
AGGAUGUGGUACCCACAAAGGGUUCCUUUAUGAAUGGUGCAGAAGGCUGCUGAGUCAGCAGGCGGUGAGGCUUUGAGGCAGCCAGAUUUGGGACCAGAAACGCCUGGCAAGGAAGUGGCUGCUCAGGGCUUCCCCACUGGCUGUCUGGGGGAGGAGGAGGUGGUGGCCAGGAUGCACCCAGGGUGGCGGAGGGUGCAGGGACGGGCAUGGAUGCUGUGGUUCCGAGUGAGGUGUGCUCCACAGAAGGGCAGAGAGGGAUGGCAGGACUGGGCUCUCAGCUAUGCAAACUGGCAAAUGACACAUCUGUCCUGGAAAAACAGCCAAAUGGUGCAGCUUGUCUCCUUGGGGGCUCAGAUUCUUGCUGAUCUGUGGUGGCUGGCAGGGGUAGACACUGGUUAUACAGCUUGAGCAGGAUGUGGCAGGAGCAAUCAGGAAAUGGCUGUGGGACACAGGGAGGAGGUAUGUGCAGCCUGCCCGAAUUGGACACCUCAGCAGAGGCCAGACCAGAAGCAGGGUGUACCCAGGGAAGUUGGGGGCUUCUGGCCCAGCCUGACCUGUGGCCACAGCUCUGCUUCUCACACGGACCUGACUCCAGCCUUUAGGGUCAGCUCUACUCCUGCCUCUUCCAUUUCUGAUCAGCCUCAGUCACUUGGCACACAAGCACUGCACUAGCAAAUGCAUCUCUUGAGUGACACACACCCCCCCGCCCCCGCCAUGCACCAAGCUGCCCUCAAACUCUGCCCUGGGAAUUUCUGCACCAACCCUGCUAGUUUCAUACCUCACACAGAAGCCUCCACAUUCUCUGCCCCAGUGAAGGCCCUUCCUGGUCAACUGGUCAACCCAAGUGCUGUCACUUUUGCCCAGUCCUUCUCAUUUAACCACUGUCAGCCUAAUCUACGGGAAGCUCAGCCCUGACCAUGCCAUUUCUCCAUUCAGGAACACUUGGUGGCUCCUAACUGCUUUUGGUCAGAGUGCACACCUCUAGCUCCUCCCUGAGUCUGGCUGCAGCCUGGUUCCUACUCUCACCACCACCUCCUACCUGGAGCCAAAAUGACUCGUGCACCAGCUUGCUCGAGGGUGGGCCACCUCACCUUACUUGCCACCUGGCUGCCUCCUCCACAGACUUGGACACUCAUGUCUUCAGGGUCAGCGUCAGCCUCCUGGCCCUGCUCCACCCUCCCCCUGCCAGCAGCAUCUUACCAAGAUCGCUCAGCAGGGAGCCCUGGGGCUGAGACAGCCUUUGACUGGAGAGAGCCCAGCUGUCAGCUGCCUCACAGGAAGAUGCUGCAUGCACCAGGCAGCCCCAGCAUGGGUGUGCACGUGGGCACAGCCCUGGGCAUGCUGUGCCUCUGCCUCACAGGAGCCGUGGACGUCCAGGUCCCCGAGGACCCUGUGGUGGCCCUGGUGGGCACCGACGCCACCCUGCGCUGCUCCUUCUCCCCGGAACCCGACUUCAGCCUUGCACAGCUCAACCUCAUCUGGCAGCUGACUGACACCAAGCAGCUGGUGCACAGUUUCGCGGAGGGUUCGACGUGCACAGCGUGCUGCAGGUGGUGCUGGGCGCCAAUGGUACCUACAGCUGCCUGGUGCGCAACCGGGUGCUGCAGCAGGACGCUCACGGCUCAGUCACCAUCACGGGGCAGCCCAUGACGUUUCCUCCAGAGGCCCUGUGGGUGACCGUGGGGCUCUCUGUCUGUCUCAUUGUACUGCUGGUGGCCCUGGCCUUUGUGUGCUGGAGGAAGAUCAAGCAGAGCUGUGAGGAGGAGAACGCGGGGGCUGAGGACCAGGAUGGGGAUGGAGAAGGCUCCAACACAGCCCUGAGGCCUCUGAAACACUCAGAAAGCAAAGAAGAUGAUGGACAAGAAAUCGCCUGACCAGGAGCUGGGACCCUCCCUACCCGGGGGCUCCACCCUCUGGCUGCACUGGGGUCUCAGAGUGAGCCCUGCCCCCGCCCAUGGGUCCAGCUCUGCCCGUCUCUAGAGGAUUCGGUACACAGACCACCCUGCAGCCUCACUUCUCUAAGUGACCCGAUUCCCAAGUCAUCCUGCUGCCUUAUUUCUUGCGGACACAGUACACAGACCACCCUACCGCCUUGUUCCUCCAAGCCACACAGAAACCCUAGCUGCCUUUUUUCUCUCCAAAGGACCUGGCCUUCAACUCACCCCUGCCUUAUUUCUCCAAGACACACUACACUGUCACCUCUUGCCUUGUCUUGCCGGUGGCCCUGAUGCACUAGUUCCCUUUUCUCAGGCUUCUCCUGACCUUCAUAGGAUCCAACUCCUCGGCAGCCUUGAGUCUGGAGGCUGCCUCUUCCAUUCCUCCUCCUCCUGCCCUGUGCCUGGCCUUCCUGCUGCUCACAGGGACACCGGGCACCCUUCCUGCCAGCUGCAUGUUCUGGGCCAUGUAUGACUCUCCUGCCAUCUCCUCCAUGCCACCCGGGCUGCCCCCACAGGAAGCAGGUGCCGGUCACACUGGUUCUCUGGGGUCUUCAGGGGCCAUCUUAGGGGGCAGCUUUUUACCCUACACCUUACCCAGUGCCUAGGGUAGGGGAGAAGCCUGGGGAGAGGGACACAGCCCUGGCCACACUGGAGAAUCAGGAGGUUUCCAGGAGUCUUUCCAGUGUGAGCUGCUGGGCAGCUGGCCAGGACCCUCCAAACCUACCUUUGCGGGCUGGCAGGGCUUUGGGGACAGAGGAGACUGUCUCCCACCAUGGUGCUACUGGGGCCUGGGCGGAUACCUCCUGGCUUGUCCGUGGCCAGCCCCCGCCUUGGAGUCCUGUGUCGGGAUGGCCUCUUUGGCGCCCCAGGAGGGAAGACGUGAAGAUGUCUAAUUUAAAUGUGGGACUUUGUAUGUUGAGGGUGGGUUUGGGGAAAAUAAAUGCUUUUGUCAAAAGUG